AUGUGUGACAGAUGCAAAUUCAACUCAUCUAAUAAUCUAGCCAAUAGUAGUAAUCAUGAUGUUGUAAUUUCCUACACAACAAGUAGACCAUUUAACAUAGUUAUAUUUAUUAGAACAUUACGUCAAACUGGCUCGAAUUGCAGCGUUGUAUUUUUUGUAACAGACGAAUUUUUAUCAAAAGUAAGUAACGACACCAAAAAUUACGUUCUCAAGUGUGGAGGUCAAUUCAUAAACUACCAUCAACCAACAUACACCGAAUUAGAAGACGAUUGGUCUGAUCCUUAUAUUCAUAUACAUAAUUUCAUUAGAUUAAAUCUUCACGAACUAAACAGAAUUGUUGUUUGCGACUUGUACGAUACAGUUUUCCAAGGUGAUCCCUUCAAUGCCUACCUUCCCAAAAAUCAAUUACAUUUAGCUGACGAAGGACGCGGUUUUGAUACUAGCAAUCGCGAAUGGAUCUCUAAAUGUGCUCGUUUAUCAAAACGUAAGCUCAAUACAUUAAAUACAAUCUGCGCAGGCUAUUUCGGAGGCGACGCAGUUGUAAUGAAGAGUUUUUUCAGAGCAUUCUUGACGAAUUUCCAGUUUGGAAAGGGUUUAGUUGAUCAAGGUUGCAUAAACGGAAUUUCUGUGAAUAUUUCGAAUGAUAACGUCAAACAUUUGGCAAUGGUUGGUAUUAAGAGAGGCCAGAAGCUUGGAAAUAUCACAGGUAUAAACAGAAAUGAUCUUACAGUUGCAAUUCUCCAUCAAGUUCAUUGGAAUCCGUACUUGUUUAAUCAGUUGGAAGAAAUAUGUCCAAAACCUCCAGGAGAUUUCAGAGAUUACUUAGGAAGAUGUAAGGGAUGCUUUGGUUACUAA
Messenger RNA from Trichomonas vaginalis G3, 855 nucleotides. RefSeq lists its product as uncharacterized. The record is from RefSeq and is a predicted model, not a curated record. The transcript has a single exon. Bases 1 to 855 code for a protein of 284 amino acids. NCBI's taxonomy places the organism in Eukaryota, Parabasalia, Trichomonadida, Trichomonadidae.